Messenger RNA from Manihot esculenta (cassava), 1097 nucleotides. RefSeq lists its product as uncharacterized. Bases 365 to 943 code for a protein of 192 amino acids. The record is from RefSeq and is a predicted model, not a curated record. Lineage: Eukaryota; Viridiplantae; Streptophyta; Magnoliopsida; Malpighiales; Euphorbiaceae. The transcript has 3 exons.
UUGUAUUGCAUAAAUAACUACCAAACUCUGCAAUUACAAACCAGCAGACGCAACCCAGGUGGAUUUGCAGAUCUAACACGUCUCCAUUCUCUCUCACAAACUCAAUUAAUUCAAGAUUCCUACACUACACUUCCCCCUCUCCAUCACUUAGCCUUCCUAUGCUACUCAAUAUUAAGAGCCUCAUCAACUGAAGAUGGCAGGCACAUCAAGAUCAUUGUCUUCUUUUCAGCUCUUCUCCGCUCAUUGAAGUAAGAGAGAUUCUGCAAACUUGCUGUUCUGGGUUUUUCUCUAUCACAUCCCGCUGUUCUCCGUGAAGUAAUUACUCUAAAGCUAGGUUAGUUCUGUGUUUCUUGUGUUUAACGAAAUGGGAAAUUGUCAAGCUGCAGAGGCAGCGACUGUGGUGAUUCAACAUCCAGGGAAGAAGAUAGAGAGGAUUUACUGGUCUGUUAGCGCUCAUGAGAUCAUGAGUUCUAAUCCUGGACACUAUGUGGCUCUUGUCGUGACAUCUCCGACGGUGAAAACGGAAAAUGGGUUGCCAUUGAAGCAGCUCAAGCUUCUUCGUCCUGAUGAUACUCUGCUUAUUGGACAAGUUUAUCGACUCAUCAGUUUUGAAGAUGUGUUGAAAGAGUUUGCUUCCAAGAAUUGUGUGAAACUGGGAAAGCUGCUGAAAGACAGAAGAGGGCUUGUAGAUGCAGCAGAAAUGAAGAAGAAGGAGUCCUCUGGUGGGCUAAGUUUGAACCCGAACCCUAACCCGAAGCCCAGCUCCAUUACUAAAUCUGAGACCUGCAGUUCUGUUAAGGUGGAGCAGGAGUUUCCUCGACUGGGAAGCAAUGGGGCCAGUACAAGCAGCAGUAGAGGAGGAGGAGUAGGAAGGCAUCACGGUGGUGGUGGUGGUGUGCAAUGGAAGCCAGCCUUGCAGAGCAUUUCAGAGAUUGGAACUUGAAAAACACCGCAAAUCAGUUGUACUUGUUUAUCACACAGCACGGCCAAGACCCUCUCCUCUCUCCUCUACUUUCAUACUCUUGCCUUCAAUAAAAGCAACAAAAACAUCAUUUCUUUCACUCUUUUCAAUACAAUUUAUAUUCUCUUCUCUUUUA